Molecule: messenger RNA, 756 nt
Organism: Helianthus annuus (common sunflower)
Lineage: Eukaryota; Viridiplantae; Streptophyta; Magnoliopsida; Asterales; Asteraceae
Product: F-box/LRR-repeat protein At3g03030-like
Exons: 3
Coding region: 1-756 (251 amino acids)
Molecular function (GO): protein binding
Source: RefSeq, a predicted model, not a curated record
AUGACGAUCAAACGAUUACGUCAAAAAGAAACAGAAACAGAAACAGUGGUGGACAGUCUGCCGGAAUCCCUAAAGCUUCACAUUCUAUCUUUUCUUGACACCAGACACGCCGUUGAAACAUCCGUGUUAUCGAAAUCAUGGGUUUCUUCAUGGUCCUGCGUUCCCGUUCUCAAUUUCAGCUCCGAUAGUUUUCAAAAAGUCCAUCCUUUUGAUAAGUAUCUUCGCGUUAAGCCUUUACACCGUCCUCCACCAUCACUCCAUGCUUUUGAUAACUUUGUCGUUAAUGCUUUAUCCCGUCAACCGGUGAAGUUGGAUAGACUAACCUUCAAACAUGCUGGAAGUUGCAAUACCGAGAUUUUAAAACAGGUUUUUGAUUACGCGUUAUUGCACGGUGUCCAAGAAUUGGAAGCAAGCGUCGCACGUACUAUAGAUGCACACAAUCAUUACUUCAAAAGCAAAGAGAAGAUAAUCUUUGAUAAUCUGCUGAUGAUGUUCGAUACUUUACAAGCUGCCAAAUCGCUUACGGUUUCCGGGCAUACUGUUCGUCUACUUGCAUCGUUUCUGGUGAAUGGAUGUUGUUCACCAUUUAGGGGUUUAAAGUGUUUGAAGCUGGAUUUUAAGUUAAAACAAGGGAAGCUUGAAGAAGUUGCUGCUGUUUUGAAAGCGUUUGGUGAAGAAACGGUUUCUUCAAGAGAAACAGCGAGUUGGUUAAGGAAAAGCCUCAUCAGUGCACAGAAAUUCGCAGACGGUUGUUGA